Molecule: messenger RNA, 3207 nt
Organism: Seriola aureovittata
Lineage: Eukaryota; Metazoa; Chordata; Actinopteri; Carangiformes; Carangidae
Product: gap junction alpha-3 protein-like
Exons: 2
Coding region: 649-1719 (356 amino acids)
Biological process (GO): cell communication
Cellular component (GO): connexin complex
Source: RefSeq, a predicted model, not a curated record
ACCAGGGCAACAUGUAAAUGAAGAUUUUAACUAAAUGACACAGAGUCUAAAUAACAGGUUUAGGUCUGUACAUCUUUCUCUGUAUUAUCACCACAUAUAAGGGAUGUCACUCAUUUAACAAGCAGUUACCCUGACUGCAGCACUGAGGGAAGACUCUACAGUGUCUAAUGCUGUCAAGGAUCAGAUCACCAUGUGAGUGGUAACAAAGCCACUCCCUUUGCUCUGAAUUAUAUUUAGCGCACACUAACAUGGAAGACCAACCUGCGCUCUCCCUGGCUACUCAGUCUAACAGAAACAGUUGUUAAACAAAGGGUUUUAUACUUUUCUUCAGGCAAGAAUGUUUUCGAACUGUGCUCUUACUAAAACCGGGCAGGGAUUAAGUUGUGACAGUUUGUUGAACACUGGGCAUUGAUCAGGUCAGAGUGGGAGGGCAGCAGGCGGGAUCACAGCCUCCAGUGAAAACUGUCUUAGGGAAGUUUAACUUGGCACUGCAUUUUCCUCUUUGGUUCAGGAGAACAUGGUCUCUGUGUGAGCUGAAGUGGCUCAAUCACCAAGUGACUCUGGAUCUGCACUGCUUUAGGAGAUGAACAUUAUCAGACGUAUCUCCUGGUUUUGUUUAUAAAACUAAGUCUGCAUCUGUGAGCCAGUAUGGGGGACUGGAACUUGUUGGGGAAGCUGCUGGAGAGUGCCCAGGAGCACUCUACUGUUGUGGGCAAAGUCUGGCUGACAGUGCUCUUCAUCUUCCGCAUCCUGGUGCUGGGAACUGCCGCUGAAAAGGUGUGGGGUGACGAGCAGUCCGGGUUCACCUGUGAUACUAAGCAGCCUGGUUGUCAGAACGUCUGCUAUGACAAAACCUUCCCCAUUUCUCACAUCCGCUUCUGGGUGAUGCAAAUUAUCUUUGUCUCUACACCAACUCUUAUUUAUUUGGGCCACAUUCUUCAUCUGGUCCGCAUGGAGGAAAAGGAGAAGCAGAAAGAGAAGGACCUCGCCAUCCAGAAUGAAAAGCAGCAGCAGUUACUUGGCAACAAGACCAAGAAGGCCCCAGUUAAAGACAACCAGGGCCACGUACGUUUGCAGGGCGCACUGCUGCGAACCUACGUCUUAAACAUUAUUUUCAAGACCCUGUUUGAAGUCGCCUUUAUUGUAGCUCAGUACUUCCUAUAUGGCUUUGAGCUCAAGCCGAUGUACACCUGCGACCGCUGGCCUUGCCCAAACGUGGUUAACUGCUACAUCUCCCGACCCACUGAGAAGACAGUCUUCAUCCUCUUCAUGCUGGUGGUAGCCUGCAUCUCAUUGCUGCUCAACCUGGUGGAAAUGUACCAUUUAGGUUUCACAAAGUGCCACCAGGGGCUCCGCUACAGACGAUCACAGGCUGCAAGUCAGGCCCCCAAGCACUUAACUGAGGCAGUUAUGCCCUUUGUGCCGAGCUACAACUACUUUGCUGGUCAUCCUGCAGUGCCUGAGCCUUUCCUUACAGACUCAAAGUAUGGUAUGACAGAGCCAAACUCUGCUUACAGCCCCUACAACAGCAAAGUGGUUUACAAGCAAAACAGAGACAAUAUGGCUGUGGAGAGGAAAGGUAAAUCAGAGGGAGAUGUUGUGAAGGAGAGGUUAACCUCCAGUCCUGUCUUUGAGAUGCCCAUUGAAAAUCAGCGCAGAAACAGUCAGUCAAGCAAGCACAGCAACAACAAGAGUAGACUGGAUGACUUGAAGAUCUAAGGAACCUUCUGUGUUUCUAUCCAAGACUCAGGAACGACAUGCUUUAGCCUGUAAAAUUAUUUGCAUGAGUAUGGAAAACUGUUAGGGACAAAACUACUGAGUUGGGACAAAAUUACUGAAUUCAAACAAAACAGAUUACAGCUGUGAUCAAUUUGCAAUGCAAGAUUUGGGCGCACAGAGGGACUUUUCCGUAAGCUUGGAAUGCUCAUGGUAUGUUUUUGGCUGGAUGGCAACAGCAGGCUCCUAGUCUCUAGAUUUAGAGACUGGGUAAAAACCUGGUUCAUACCUGGAUUGUUUAUGGAUACCAACCAGGGGCUUAGGGCUACACCUUCUGCUAUGGGCAGUCUACCGAGCUGCUCUGGUUUGCUGCUUGGGAACUGCAGGUAAGCGGAGGAGCGCUUCCAAUAAACUGAGCCUUGCCUCCAUUACAACACUCAAACUACUUUCAUUACAUGUAUCAUUAUUACCUAAGGAGGCAGAAGAAUAACUAAACAUAAAACACACCAAGCAGAGAGAGAAGGUCUAUAAUGCAUCUCCUAGCAAAAAUAGACAGAGAAAAGACCUAUUGAUGUCAUACUGACAUCAUAACAGCAACAUUUCUUAAAACUGACACCUUCCACUAUAGUUUCAAUGUCCAGUCUGAAUCUGAAUAUGACAGACAUGAAAACAUUAUUUUUAACCAUUUUAGCAGUUGUAUGUGGAUACAGUGGCAUUUUAAUGGUUCAAAAUUAAAUCAGAAAUUAAUUUAUAAUAAAAUGACAUCCAACAUUCAAGUAAUCUGCAUACUCUGCAUACUAUGUACAGAGAUAGAGCUGCAGUAGCAGACCACUGCAUAAAUGGUGUGAACACACUCACGUGCUUCUCUGUAGCAGCUCAGUGACGUCAGCCACCACGCGAUGCGCCAGUGGGUUUGAGUCCAGCCUAUGGCCCUUUGCUGCAUGUUAUUCCCGUUAUCCCAUCUCUCUCUUGAUUUGACUGUAAUAAAGGCAAAAGCCUGAAUUUGCAUUUUGUCAAAUGUUGACUUUCAAUUUUUUGCACAUGCUCAGUAGUUUUGACAUUAGUUAAUUUCUGUAUUUAUGAGUGAUGAAGAUGCAGAUUAAUUGAGAAUUUGUUGUUUACAAGUAAUUUAUUUAAACUGAAACUGUGAGGUGAAUGAAAAAGAUGUAAAAAGAAAAGCAAAAACAUAUUACACUUGUUUGUCUUACUGCCAUUUGAAUAUGUGAGAAUAUGUGAGACUCCAGUUUGUAUAUACAUAUACAUUUACACAUAUACACAUUUAAGAGCCAUAUAGUUUACAUAUGGACAGACUUCUCAAAUGCUGUUAUAUUUUCAAGAGACUUAGUAAGUUUUCCCACUGAACAUUUGCUUUUAACAAUCAAAUACUGGCAAUAAAUAUUAACGUUUAAUAAGAGUUUCUACAAAAGCAGAUACCAUGAAAUGUAUAAGCAUUCAAUUUGUUUUUUGUGACUGUAAUUUGAUUAAACUAAU